AUGACGAGGUUAGGCUUUGUUCCAGCUUCAUCCGGGGUGUCUUGGGGUUCGGAUCCUAAGGACUCGGAUGAUGAAAAGCCGAACGAAUUUCAAACAAAAAAUGGAUGGGGUUCUCUGUUCAUGAGUGAUCCUCAAGUUCUUUCUAUGUACUCGAGUGAUCCACAAAACCCCCCUCAUUAUAUUGGCCGGCAAAAUUGUGAGCCGCUCACCAGACAGAAGUUUCUUUCACUUCACCACAAUUGGCAACAGCUGCUAGAUGGCAAGAAGACAUACCUCCGUCCUCCAAAGAACAACCGUGUUGCCAAGGACAAUUAUGACGACAGCGUCUUUGUAACCCCAGAACCUCCUGAGUUGGCACUACAUCGUCAGGGGCCACUAUCGUAUUUGGUUGGUGCAGCUGCUGGAAUACCUACCUUCCAGCAGCAGUACAAGAUACUUAGUGAACAUUAUGUGUGCUUCAGACCAAUACGAAACGAUGGGUCACAGUUUUACAGAGCUUUCCUUUUCUCUUACUUGGAAAACCUUGGGAAAAUGCAAUGUAGUCAAGCUGAGGUCACUCGCUUAAUGGAAUGCGUGGCAAGGUCCAGAGAGAAUUUCUGUCGUUUACAAUGGAAUAAUGCGUACUUCUCAAAUCCGGAAGCAUUUUUCUCAAGUGUUGUUUCUGAGUUUGAGCACUUGGUCAAUUCAGUUGCAAAUGGGCUAAAUUCUGAUGAGCUUUACGCGAUAAGCCUACAGGAAAUUUCAUCAUCUAGGAUUCUUUCUUUGCUCAGAUUGCUGACAGAGGUUCAUAUCCGUACACAUGAAGUGGACUACAACAGAUUAUUGAGUAUACCAUCAUUACAAUUUUGCAUACAAUAUGUGCGUCCAUUUGGCGCUGGCAUCGAAAUUCUACAAACAAGGGCUCUAUCACAGGCUCUUGGCAUCCCAGUGCACGUAGCAUUUGUGGACGGUGCUAUGAAAGAUGGAGCUGUGCAAGUGCAGUGCCUUGACUUCGUUCCUCAAUCAGAAUCAGGAGUAAGCAGAACAUCAGGAUCUCUCAGUUCAAUCAGCCAGUACUAUCUAUCCAGUGCAACUGAUAAACAUCCAGUCUUGCCAGCUGGAAACUUAUUUGUGUCUGAUCGCAUGCCUCUAGUGACCAUAUUCAUGACGGCUGCCCACACUACUGCCAUUCUUUAUCGCAAGUGA
Messenger RNA from Miscanthus lutarioriparius, 1185 nucleotides. NCBI's taxonomy places the organism in Eukaryota, Viridiplantae, Streptophyta, Magnoliopsida, Poales, Poaceae. The record is from the annotation of a GenBank genome assembly.